CACUCGAUCGACGAACGGCGCCGACAUCAGCUUCACUCAUGGACGAUGAGCAUAAGCAUCGUAAUGAUGUGGCCUGUGCAUGAUUGUUGCUACACCGCUCGAUUCCGUCUCCUUUAUUAUAGCCGUUUCAUGCGCCGAGGCCCUCGAUUGUAUGGCGAGCCGAUGCAAGAGCAGCAAGACGCUCCUCUUUCAAUCAGCAAGUGUAUGCUAGUCAAAUUAGCAGAGUACAGAUUGUACAUUUACUGCCUCUUCCUAGCUUGUUCUAUAUGGCCCCUUCUCCAUGACCUGGCCUGGCCCAAUUGCAACGCAUGGAUGUGCUUCAAACUCAAAGUCUUGGCGCUCGGCAAUCUGGAGCAGCGGGAUCAUGCUACGCCUUGGUGACUUCGCAUGCUAUAAAGACCCCCGAUCAUGCCCAGCAAGCUUCUUCUUCAUCCAACAAACCCUCUCACUUCCCUCAAAUCACCAAAAGACACAUCAUGUUUGGAUUUGGCGAGCACCACGAUUCCUACCAGCAAGUCUACGGCCAGCAAGAGCAUGAGGGCAAAUUUAGCCAUGAGCUCAUUGCUGGUGCAGCUUCUUUUGAGGCUAUGAAGAUGUUUGAGGAUAGGCAGCGUAGUGAGGGCAAGACCGUCUCUCAUGCCUUUGCCAAGGAGAUGCUUGCUGGUAUCGCUGGAGGAGAAGUCGACAAGCUGUUUGAGACAAAAGGGCUAGACUAUAUCGACAGGGAGGAAGCUAAGCGCCAAGCUCAAAACAACGCAGUCAACAUGUAUGAACAGCACU
Messenger RNA from Protomyces lactucae-debilis, 780 nucleotides. RefSeq lists its product as uncharacterized. The transcript is spliced from 2 exons. The record is from RefSeq and is a predicted model, not a curated record. Bases 46 to 381 code for a protein of 111 amino acids. Lineage: Eukaryota; Fungi; Ascomycota; Taphrinomycetes; Taphrinales; Protomycetaceae.